This is a messenger RNA of Leptosomus discolor (cuckoo roller), 1144 nucleotides long. Lineage: Eukaryota; Metazoa; Chordata; Aves; Leptosomiformes; Leptosomidae. The record is from RefSeq and is a predicted model, not a curated record.
CUCAUCCUGCAGGAAAUGCUGUUGAAACGAGCCGCCGACCUCGUUGAAGCCCUCUAUGGAACGCCCCAUAACAACCAGGACAUCAUUCUGAAACGGGCCGCAGACAUCGCGGAAGCUCUCUACAGCGUACCGAGGAACCCCGCGCAGAUCCCUGCACUGUCCAGCUCCCCUGCUCACAGCAGUAUGAUGGGAAUCAACUCCUACGGCAGCCAGUUGGGAGUCAGCAUUUCAGAGUCAACACAGGGGAACAACCAAGGUUACAUCCGUAACACGAGCAGCAUCUCGCCCCGAGGUUACUCAUCCAGUUCCACCCCGCAGCAGUCCAACUACAGCACUUCCAGCAACAGUAUGAACGGCUACAGCAACGUCCCCAUGUCAAACCUGGGCGUUCCAGGCUCCCCUGGGUUCAUUAACGGCUCGCCAACAGGAUCCCCCUACGGAUUAAUGUCUUCAAGUCCAACAGUUGGCUCCUCCAGCACUUCUUCCAUCCUUCCGUUCUCCUCUUCCGUCUUUCCUGCUGUCAAACAGAAGAGUGCCUUUGCUCCUGUCAUCAGACCCCAAGGGUCUCCUUCUCCCGCCUGCUCUAGUGGCAACGGCAAUGGGUUUAGAGCCAUGACUGGUCUUGUCGUUCCCCCGAUGUAAGGAAGAGGCAGCUUUGCUCCUCUCCCUCUUCCCUUUUUUCCUCUUUUUUUCAUUUUUCUUUUACAGCACAAAACUACUUAUUGUGAUGGACCACUAAAAAGAAAAAAAUAGCACUACAAGCUCUUUUUUUGGGGGAAAGCCAGGCCCAGGAUAAAAAAAAAAGGAACAUUUUUUAUGGACUGGACAAGAUAGAAGCCUGCAUCUUUUACCUGUUUCAUAUUUCUGCCACAACCACGUCAACUCCUAAAACAUUGUGAGCGAAGAAUCAGCCCGGAGCCAGGAUGACCAACGGCUGGCAGGACGGAGUCGGAAACGCAAAGUCUUUCUUGAACGACGUGAAACCUUCCUAAGAUUUGUAAGAUACUAAAAGGAGAAAGAAAUUGGCAAAAUGAUUCAAGCUUGAUAUUUUGGAUACAAUUUGUUUUACUUUGUAGGGGAAAAAAGUUGAAGUUUCUAUUUUCUAUGGAGCCUUUCAGAUAUCGAUUUAGUUUAUGCAGAAAAA